This is a messenger RNA of Hemicordylus capensis (graceful crag lizard), 7089 nucleotides long. It is a transcript of the gene PKD1L3, whose product is annotated as polycystin 1 like 3, transient receptor potential channel interacting. Gene Ontology annotation, molecular function: protein binding; calcium channel activity; calcium ion binding. The record is from RefSeq and is a predicted model, not a curated record. The transcript is spliced from 31 exons. Gene Ontology annotation, biological process: kidney development; detection of mechanical stimulus. Gene Ontology annotation, cellular component: membrane. NCBI's taxonomy places the organism in Eukaryota, Metazoa, Chordata, Lepidosauria, Squamata, Cordylidae. The coding region runs from base 357 to 5921 and encodes 1854 amino acids.
GCUCUUGGCCUCCUCGUGGGGGGGGGGGCCUUCCGCUCACACCGGCUCCUUUUGAGAAGCCUGAAGUCCCGCCCCACCGCUGUUGGGCUGGCAGCCGCUCCAGCCCCACGGCAUGGAGGAAGCUCCCUCCCGCCCACCUGAGUCCCGCCUCUGCCCCCCCCGCCGAAGGCAGCCGGCCACAGCCCCUUCUGUGCAAACAGGGCCCUGCCCAGGGGGGCUGCCGCACCUGCCGGAGGUCCCUCUGGGUGUGGCGGCCCCUUUGUCCUCCCUUGCCCAGCCUUGCUUCGGGGUGAGGCGGGAGCCCGUAUGAAAGGCAGGCUCGGAGCCGCCCCGCCCAGGAGAGGGUGCCAGCAGCCAUGGGGCUCCCCGGGGGGCUCUGGCUCUGGCUGUGGGUCGGGGCGCAUCUCGCCCAGGGGCCGGCGGCAGGGCCCUCCUGCGCGCAGCGGGGUCCUCCGCGGGCGGCCGGGCCCUGCUACCAGCUGGUGCGCCUGCCCAGGGCCUUUGCAGCCGCCCGGCUGUGGUGCCGGCAGCACGGCGGCCAGCUCCUCCACCCCUGGGGCCAGCACGGCAAGGACUUCCUGCAGGCCCGCCUGGGCAGCGGGGAGAAGAGCUGGGUCGGGCCUGCCGCCGAGGUGCCCCAAGAAGGACAGCAGGGCCACAGCAGGGACCGUAGCCAGGGACUCUCGGCUGACUGCUGGGCCGUCGUCCAGACGGGGGGCCGCUUCCAGGCGAGGCGGGAGGCGUGUUUGGAGGAGCUUUUCUUCACCUGCCAGUUUGGUCUCCACAGGAUGCCCCGAGAUGUUCCUUCUGCUCCCCGGCAGUCCCCUUGCAGGAGGAUGGCGUGCCGCCGCCCGAGGCAGAGGACUGAAGCGGCCUCCCCCAGCCUCACCGGAGCACCAGCGUCUGCCCCUCUGAGCGCCACCCAGCCAGGAGCCACCGCUGGUCCACAGUCUGGCGCCCACCUCCUGAGCAGCACCCACGGGCAGCCUGUGGCCCCGCCCACCACGGCCACCCAGCCAGCCCUCAGGACCAGGCCUGGGCGCAGCACCCAGGAGCAGCCGGGCAGCCAGCUGGGAACGGCCGCCCAUCACCUGCCUGGCCACCCGCCUCACACCGUCGCCCAGGCAGGAUCCAGCGGGCAGCCCCGGCCCGGCACCUGGGCCCCCAGCAGCCCCCUGAGCCUGCCGACUCUUCUGCGCCUGGGAGCUCCCUCCAGCUUCCAGCCUGGGCCAGGGCCCGGCACGCAGCCCCGGCCCGCCAGCAAGGCAGCCACGGAGAGCACAGGCAACCCGAAGCAGCCUUCUGUCCCCGGAGCCUCCCCGUGCAGCCCGCAGGGCGUCCCACCUGGGGCCGAGGAACAGGCCUUGGAGGAGCUGCUGCUCCAAUUCAACCGGACUGUGCAGGCCCCGGACCGCCCGCUGGUGCUGGAGGGGGCAGCCCAGGACCUGGAGAACCUGACGGGCUCCCCCCAGCUGCUCUCCCGGGCUGCCCAGGCUUCUGCCAGCCACGCCCUCCUCUUCCUGAGCUCCCGGCUGGUGCAAGACGUGUCGGCCUGCAAUGUCUCCUGCGUCAGUCCUGCGGGGGUGGCUGCCGCUCUCUUCCGGGCCCUGGGCGGUCUCCUCCAGGCCCUGGAUACGGACAGGCCUGGCAGCUCCAGUGGGAGCCAGCAACAGGAGGGGGCAGCCCUGAGGGAGGCCCUGGCCGCCCUGCCUCUCGUCCAGCGGGCGCUCCUGCUGAGCCACUCCCCGCUGCUCCCAGAGUCCUCUCUGACGGUGACCUCUCCUGCGCUCAGCACCACUCUCAGCAGCUGCAGUGCUGCCUCCCUGCCUCACACCUCCUACCACCUGCCUCAGCCGACGCCCCUGACGGUCACCUUCCCAUCAGCCUCUGCUCUGGCCCCAUCUCUGAGCCCACACAGCCAGGUGCAGGUCCAGGUGGCCUCCUUCGCGCUCAACCCUUUCAGGCGCCUGGACAAGAUGCCCAUGGACAGCGUGGCGAGUGUUGAUCUCGUUGCCCUCGAGGGGCCCAUCCACAUCCAAGGCCUGGCGGAGGAAAUAGAGAUUGAGCUUGGCCGGGAGGUGGCUGCUGAGGCCUCAUCGCCCACUGCUCUGGCCGGCAGCUUUGCGCGCUUUGGCCUGGAGGUGAACAUCACGUCGGCAGAAGAUGCCUUGUUGGUUGCUGUGAAGCCCAGAGGCCCGCUCCAGAUCACCUUGUGCCUGGGUUCCCGGCCCCACAGCAACAGCUGCCUCCUCAACACCACCCUGCCGAGGGGCAGAUGGCAAGAGGAGGGCGCCUACGUGUGGGUGGUCCCCCCAGAGAAGCUGCACUGCGGUCCAGGCACCUGCUACAUCUCUGCAGAGGUGGCCCCCGGAUCCCAAGGCCACCGGGACCUCUCCAUCAGCACCAUCCGCACGGGCUGCUACCACUGGGACAGCCAGCAGCAGGCCUGGAGCAGCCGCGGAUGCCAGGUGGGCCCCCGGAGCACCCUGGGCAGCACCCACUGCCUCUGCAGCCACCUCAGCUUCUUCGGCCGCGUCUUCCUGGUCCUUCCGCACACGGUCAACCUUCAGCAAGCCGGCCGGCUCCUGAGCCGCGUGGGCCGGAACCCAGCCGGGCUGGCCUUGCUGAGCAGCCUCUUGCUGGGCUACGGAGCGGCCUUCCUUUGGGCCCGCUGGAGGCAGAGGAGGGAUGCGGGGAAGGUGAAGGUCACGCUCCUGGCAGACAACGAUGCCCGCGCCUGCUACCCCUACCUGGUCCAAGUCUUCACAGGCUUCCGCCCACGGGCAAGCACCUCGGCCAAGGUCACCCUGACCCUCUACGGGGCGGAAGGACGGAGUGAGGCUCACCUCCUGCAGCACCCGCCGAGUGGGCCCUGCUUGGAGCGGGGGGGGAUGGACGCCUUCCUCCUCGCCACGCAGAAGCCCCUGGGGGACCUGCACGCCAUCCGCCUCUGGCACGACAACUCGGGGCCCAGCCCUAGCUGGUUUGUGCACCAGGUGACGGUCAGUGCCCUGCCAGCCAGGCAGAAGUGGCACUUCCUGUGCGAUUCCUGGCUGGCAGCCGACCUGGACGAUGGCCAGCUGGACAGGGUCUUCGUAGCCGCCUCCGAGAAGGAGCUGCUCUCCUUUGGACACCUGUUCUGGGCAGGGCUGGUGGAGAGGCUGACCCAGGAGCACCUGUGGCUGUCGGUGGGGACCUGCUCGCCCUGGAGCCCCUUCACCCGCCUCCAGAGGCUCUCCUGCUGCCUGGCCCUCCUCCUCUGCUCACUGCUCAUCCACAUCAUGUUCUGGAGAGCACAGCAGGCCGACGACGACGACGGGCCCCACUCCGAGCCAGGGCCCUUCCUGGUGACUUGGCAGGAGCUGGUGGUGAGCGUGGAGGCCUCCGCCUUGCUCCUGCCGCUGCACCUGCUGGUCGUGUCCCUCUUCCAGCUGCUCCAGCCCCCUGCCCUGCUGCCGCUGCCGCCUCCUGCUGCUGCCUCAGCCACCGGCACCAGAGUCCUGCCUCCCCAGCAGGUCUCCAGAGCCGUGCGCCUCCUGCAGGAGCUGACAGAGACGGUGGGCUUCCUCCACAAGAACCGGCUCUGCCAGCACAGAGGAGGCGCCGCCGGACCCUGGGGGUCUCUGGAGCAAGUGCCUGAGCUGGUGGCUGCCCUCUGCCACCUCGCCUGCUCCUACCUCCAGUGCCUGGGGGACCCAGCGGAGACACCCCCACAGGGAAGGGCCUGCCACCUGCUCCGCUACCUCAGCCACACGGUCUGCGACUUGGAGGCCCAGCUGCGUGGCCUGGACGGGGGCCACCUCCUUCGUCCCUGUGACCACCUGCAGGCAGCGGAGCAACUAGGCCAACUCCGGCAGCGCCUGCAGCAGCAGCAGCAGCAGCCCCGGCCCAGCCCUGAGGACCCCCGGAGCCCUUCCUGCCUCCCCACACCCAGCAGCCUCCGCAGCAGCUUCCCCAUGGAGGACCCCCCCGCCGGGUGGAGGCCGCCCCUCUCCCGCCAGCUCCCCCGGAGGUGGGGCUUCAUCUGCUGGCUGCUUUGGGGGAGCACCUGCCUGCUGGCCGCCUUCUUCACGGUGCUGUACAGCCUGGAGCUGAGCAGGGGUCAGGCCACCCACUGGGCCCUCACCAUCCUGCUCUCCCUGCUGCAGAGCGUCCUCCUGCUCCAGCCCCUGAAGGCGCUGGCGCUGACUGUCAUCUUCUCGCUGCUGCGGAAGAGGGAGAUGGGGCAAGGCCGAGCACGGGAGCAGCAGCUGCAUCGGGCCCUUGGCCGCCUCCUCAGGGAAAGGCCCCUGCCCUUGACCACUGCUGGCCGAAGGGACUGGAGCGACCCCGUCUACAGGCCUCCCACCCUCAGGCUGAGGGCGCAGCAGACGCAGCCGGCGGAGGCGAAGAAGCAGCAGCAGCAGCAGCUGUACUCCUUGCUCCAAGAGAUCGUAGUGCAAGUGGCGUUCCUGGCCGUGCUGAUGGUGCUCAGCUACACGGAGAGGAGCCCCAGUGAAUUCUACCUGACUGACGUCCUCCAGAAGAGCUUCACGCCCCAGCUGGGCCGCGUCCAGACCCCAGCGCAGCUCUACUCCUGGGCCAGGAGCACGCUAGUGCCCGGCGUCUAUGGCGAUUCCAGAGGUCUGGCCAUGAACGGAAACUCUUUCCUUGUGGGCAGCCUGCGGCUGCGGCAGAUCCGGGCUGAGGGAGCCCCACGGAGGCCUGGAGCGGCUGCCCCCCUGCCCCUGCGCCGGCCCUCCACCAGCCACCCGGAGGAGGCAGAGGAGGGGUCCACUCCCACCUGGGGGCCUCCUAGCCCAGCUGGGGGCGUGCAGGAGAGUGCCUGGAUAUACCAGAGCGAGGCCGCCCUGCAGGAGUCUCCCGUCUGGGGGAAGCUCGCUCUCUACCCUGGCAGCGGCUACCUGGCAAACCUUGGCACAAAUGCCAGCCAUGCCGAGAGCUCCCUUCGGUACUUGGAGCAGAAUCGUUGGCUCGACAGGCAGACGCAGGCCCUCUUCGUGGAAUUUGUGGUCUACAACGCAAACGUCAACCUCUUCUGCGCAGUCACGCUGCUCCUGGAAGCCAACGGCGGAGGGGCCUUCCUCGGCUCGGCUGAGCUGCAGAUUCUGCGCCUCUACCCCAACACGCAGAGCUUGGUCCAGCUGGCCUGUGCCCAUGUCACCUUCCUCCUGCUGCUCUUGUACUACGUCCUGGUGCAGGGCCAGCGCCUGAAGCAACAGAAGGGGAGGUACUUGGGCCAGAAGGAGAACCUGCUGGACGCGAGCACCCUGCUCUUCAGCGUGGCUGCUGUCAGCCUUCACGUGAAGAGAGGCCUCCUGGCCAAGAGCAUCCUGCGGAGGAGGCGCCAAGACCGGAGCAGCUUCAUCAGCUUCUAUGAGGUGGUGAAGGUGGACACUGGGCUCACCUACCUGCUUGCCUUCCUGGUGGCCCUGACGACUGUCAAGCUCUGGCGUCUCCUCCAGCUGAAUCCCAGGAUGGGCCUCAUCACACAGACCCUGCGGAAGGCCUGGGGCGAGGUCUUGGGCUUCCUGCUGGCGCUGCUGGUGCUCCUGGUGGGCUAUGCCAUGGCGUGCAACCUCAUGUUUGGGUGGAACAUCUUCAACUACAAGGCCUUUCCGGACGCGGCUGUGACCAUCGUGGGCCUGCUGGUGGGGAUCUUUGACUAUGUGGAGGUCAUUGCCUUGGACCCUGUGCUGGGCUCCCUGCUGAUUUUCACCAGCGUCGUCUCCAUGGUGUUUGUGAUCAUGAACCUCUUGGUCUCUGCGCUUCUGACGACCUUCGGCAGGGAGAUGAAGGCUGCCCAGGCCUGCAAGGAGGAGUCCAUGAUGCAACUGAUCCAGCUGAAGAUCGCCCUCUUGUUUGGAAUGAAGCGACGGGCUGCACCCCCCACAGAAGCCCCAAACGAGGCCCAAGACUGAAACUGCACAGCCUCCCCAUCCCCAGGGACCCCAUUUCCUAAACACCACCCCCAACGCAGACCUCUGAGCUAGCAGGGAGAUCUGGAAAGGGUGGAGCCUAGCCUUCCACGUCAGACCCUGGGUUUGGUCUCAGACCAAAGGUGUCUCCUCCCGCACCACAAUCUAUUUCCUGUCACAACUACUUCCAGGCACACGCUCUGCUUUAGCAGUUGGGGAAAGCGGAGGCUGCUCACAUGACCUGAGAAAAGCCCAGUCAGGGAACCCCCACCCAGGAGACACUUGGGCCCCCUGUUGACUCACCAUUUAGUCCAACUGUCUAAUGAUGAAGCCCACCUUCUGCAGAUUCAUUUUAAACCUUGAGAAUAAGUUCCCACCGGCAACUCACACCUGCCUGUGCAUGCCAUCUCGUACAAGGAGACAAAGAGGGCUGGCUGGCUGGCAGGCAGAGAUUGGCUAAGAAAUCGCAUCAAUAAUAAUAAUAAUAAGACAAGAGUGGGCCACAGAGAUGGGCAUAGGACUCCUUGGGCCAGGCUUCAGCCCAUUUAACAUCUGACAGACGAGGAUCAAAGGGGGGUGUUCGCAGAGUUUGACAUUAUAUUCUUCUUCUAGCAGGCUAGUUUCCUCCUUUGCUUUUGGGGGUAGGAAGGCAAACUCACAUUUUGCCAAGCAGCAAAAUGUUUCCUCUUCGAGAUCCGUCCCACGAGCCGAUGAGUGGCCCGAAGGCUCUCCGGUCCUCCACGGGAUCCCACCUCCCAAAGCGGAACGGCCUCUUCCCUGCUUCAACACAGCAAACAGGAUCCACCAGCUUUGAGCAAACAGCCUCAGUGUCAGGCUUCAGGUGCCCUGGCCCUACAGAGGGGCCCACUUGCUCAAGGCAGACAGGCAGGAGGGGGGGGCAGUAAGGGCACCUGCAGCCCCCACCACCACCGGUUACAUGGGCUGCUGCCCACAACGCCAUCUGCAGAGCAGGAAUACUUCAGUGGAAAACCCGAGAAAUCCCCACCAGAGAUGGGGUGAAGACUCUCCUUGGCACACAGCUGUGCCCUGCACCUGCUCCUGGGAAUGAUCCAGAUCACAAGCCUUGCCCUGACAAAAGCAGCCCUUUGUGUCCUUUCAGCCAGAGUUUGCUUGCUUUCCUCAAUAAAGACCACUCCUUCCUGGAAAACAA